Molecule: messenger RNA, 630 nt
Organism: Aspergillus chevalieri
Lineage: Eukaryota; Fungi; Ascomycota; Eurotiomycetes; Eurotiales; Aspergillaceae
Exons: 1
Coding region: 1-630 (209 amino acids)
Source: RefSeq, a predicted model, not a curated record
AUGUCCGUGUCUUACAUUCCUCGCGCUCGUCCUCGCCUCUCAACCACAGCCAUGAACACCACCUUCGCUCAGAGCCCCUCCAAACUCGCCCUUCUCUCCCACCACAAACUUCAACAGGAAUCCUCAGCAGAGGAGCCGGAUCUCCGCCGCUGUCUGGGCCACAAUGCCGUUCUUUCCAAGACCAUGACUGCUGCCCGCAGAGACUUCAGCCGCUACCGCAAGACCUCGUCUUCUUCUCGUUUCUACGAAGACGACGGUGUCGACGGAUACAUCAACAGAAAAGAAGACCAGGGCAGCGUAGUCCGGGCGCAGCUUGCGAAGGCUGUGAGGGGAUGGAUUCGCAGACGGUCGAUGGCGGCUGAUGCGAAUGCAAAGAUUACUACCACUACUGCCGCUACUACUGUGGCCACGACUCCUACAGCAACUAAGGCACCUACUACCACUACCACUACCCCUCCGAACGACAAUGCGCUGGCUCGCGUUGCGGCAAACAACAACCGGGAUACCGGCAACAAGUGGAGUAUAUUUUCGAGUCUGGUUUCUAUCAAGAAACGCCAAUGCGUGGCACGACUCGUGCCCGGCCGGAAGUUCUGGGCGCAGCCAGUACUCAUGCAGGCCAGUGCUGGUUGA